CAAGGUGUAAGAAGGUUCAAGCUGUAGGCUUGCCAUGGGGUGACAGCAAGCCAUGCGACGCUGCCGGGCAAAAGCGCCUGCAGCGCUCAUUCUGGGUGCAAUCGCGUGCCUGAUUGCAGCGUCCCUGCCGCGCAGCUGGUGGAAUCAGGAUGGAUCAAGUUUCUCUUUGCUGGCUCCAAAGUCAUAUCGCGGCCUCCAUCCAACGUCAAGCCACCACCACAACACGAUCAGUUGGAGCAUGGUCAUUCAUGACGCCUCCAUUGUGAUGAUUUUUGCGACAGUUGGCUACGCGGCCGCGUACUCACAGCAGCGCUUGCUGUGCGUGCCCCACGCAGUGGAAGAAUGGGCCCCGGGCCCGCCCAGCCCGCAGAGCGGCGCGCUUCUCGCGGCUGGGCUUUAUGGCGCAAACAUCGCCUACAACGUGGUCAACAAGCGCUUGUUGCUAGCACACCCGCAUCCUUGCCUGGUGACGGGCAUGAACCUCUUUUCCUCCGCGGGGUGCUGCGUGCUUUGCUGGGGCUUGGGCCUAAUGCGCUGGCCGGGACGCCUGGAAUCCUCGGUCUAUCUGAGGCUGCUGGGGCUGGCGGUGUUCCACUGGGGUGGGAUGCUGUUCUCCAACAUCUCCGUAGCGGAGGUGCACAUCUCCUUCACCCACACUGUGAAGGCUGCGGAGCCGUUCUUCACCGCCUUGUUCACCGUAGCUCUCCUUGGCAAGAAGCCGACCAUCCGCGCUUGGCUCAGCUUGUUGCUGGUUAUUGCUGGCAUUGUUGUCGCCUCUACGGCUGAAACUUCGUUCACUUGGGUCGGCUUUUGGGCCGCCAUGGCCUCCAACGUCAUGGUGUCGUUGAGGACGGUGCUGUCCAAGAGAUUGAUUGAAAGCCACAUCCUGGACCCGCUGAAUUUCCAAGCAUUGCUGCAGUGCGGAGCAGCUCUGGUUUCGGUGCCAGUGGCUUUGUGCUUCAACCUGCAUGCAGUGAAGGAGAUUGCUUUGGACCCUUCGGCAGUUUCAUCGGCGAUUAUGAUUGGGCCACUUGUGUGGAUCUUCAACGUUGCCUCGAUCGUGGUGCUUGUUCACAGCUCCCCGGUGGUGCAUGCCAUGAUCCGGUCCAUGCGGAGGCCCCUCCUGGUGCUGGCGUCCAUCAUCACGUUUGGCACAUGCCUCACCUGGCUGAAUGCGAUGGGCAUUGCCGUGACCAUCCUGGGGGCCUUGUGGUUCCGCUACGAGAAUGAGGUGAAGCUGGAGAGAAAGCCAUCGACUGGAAACCUCAAGCGGCUGCAUGCCAACGCCAGGCAUCGAGCGAUACCGUAGUCGAUCCUUUUGUAGGAGCCAGUUGGGCUCGUUAAUUCACUCGCGUGAUUUUGCAAUGCACACCACCCCUGGGUGAGACGUAGCCGGAUGCUUCGCAUUGACUAGUUUCACUCGAGGCUUCGGAACCGAAAGGAGUUGGCAGUUUGCCAUGGACCUGCCCCUUCGCGGCAAAGGGUGUUCGAAAGGGCGCGUAUAUUUGCUCUCUCCUCGGCAGAACCGCCAUGAGCCGAGAGAAUAGUUCUGGGGUCAUGCAGAAGGAACAGCACUGCGCCCUUCCAUCUUGAAGGCACGUGG
Effrenium voratum is the source of this 1603-nucleotide messenger RNA. The record is from the annotation of a GenBank genome assembly. Lineage: Eukaryota; Dinophyceae; Suessiales; Symbiodiniaceae.